AUGGUUGAAUUGGAGGCAAAUGCAGUGGCAUCAUGGGAGGCCAUACCCAGAGAAAGGUUUUCUCGUCGGCUUGUGAGAGGCAUGUCUAACAGAAUACAGGAUGUCAUUGAAACCCACGCAAUGAGCUCGUUAGUUGUUGUAGCCAUUGAUUUUGGGACAACGUACUCAGGAUGGGCGUUUUCAUACAAGUCUGACUAUGAACGAGAUCCUCUGAAGAUAACAGCAAAGAAUAUUCCACACUCAACUUUAUCACUUAAAGUUCCGACGUGCAUUCUUAUAAACUCUGAUGGAACAACGCCAGAUUCUUUCGGUUAUGAUGCUGAGGACAGAUAUGCUGAAAUAUGCGAGAAAAAGGAACAACAUGAAUGCAAUUUAGGGAAACGAUGCACAAACUUUAUGAAGGGAGGCACAAAACAGGCUAAGAUUUCAGGAAACCUAAGGUUAUGUCUUGAACCUGAAGCCGCAUCUAUUUAUUGUCGACAUCUUCCAGUGUCAAUAGGUACCAAACAAGAAGUUACAUCUAUUUCCCAGUUUUCACCAGGAACAAAAUAUAUUGUCCUUGACGCAGGAGGACCUGUUGUCAUCUCAAAGCUCAAAAGUCAAUAUUUAGAGGAUUACAUUUACCUUUUCCGUGAAUUUGAAAUCAAAAAACGCAACAUUAUUCAAACUACAAGAUCCAUGACUAUGCGUUUUCCAGCUAGCCUUUCUGACUUAUGUCUAGAAGUCGAAGAAACGGAAUUAAGUGAAUUAAUACGACAGUCUAGAUUUGAAAGCAAAGUCCAAGUUUUACGAGAUAAAUUGAAAAUCGAUGGUGCUGUUUUCAACGAGAUUUUUGAACCAACCGUUCGCAAAAUAAUAAGUCAUGUCAAAUAUUUAUUGACGACACCUUCAGUUGAUGGUUGUGCUGCUAUUCUAAUGGUUGGUGGAUUUUCUGAAUCAUCCGUGUUGCAAACGAAUGUAAAGUCCACAUUCAAACACCUGAAAGUAAUCGUUCCAGACGACGCAGGAUUAGCAGUCUUAAAAGGAGCUGUCAUCUUCGGGCACAAACCUACAACAAUAACUGAAAGAAUAUGCAGGUUUACAUACGGGAAGAAUACUUCUCAUAGGUACAGUGAGAGCUGCAAACAUCGGAUGGGAAGAGUUGAAAAGGAUAAAAAUGGAGAUAUCAGAUGUUAUGACUUAUUCGACAUUCAUGUUAAAGCAGGACAGUCCAUUAAGGUGGAUGAAGAACAACCAGAGGCAAUAUACACACCUAUUACCGAUAGCCAAACCCGGAUUACCGCCGGGGUAUAUGCAUCCUCUUCAACAAAUCCGCAGCAUACUACAGAAGAUGGAUGCAAACGCAUAGGAACAUUGAUAGUGCCUAUUUCUGACACAAGCUCUGGAAGAAACCACGAAUUUGGAAUAAGUUUUAUUUUUGGAGGGACCGAGAUUGUUGUAAAAGUCGUUGACAAGGAGUCGGGUGAAAUGAUGUUAAAAUCUGUUGAUUUUCUUGGAUAA
This is a messenger RNA of Ruditapes philippinarum (Manila clam), 1500 nucleotides long. Its product is annotated as heat shock 70 kDa protein 12B-like. The record is from RefSeq and is a predicted model, not a curated record. The transcript has 6 exons. The coding region runs from base 1 to 1500 and encodes 499 amino acids. Lineage: Eukaryota; Metazoa; Mollusca; Bivalvia; Venerida; Veneridae.